Molecule: messenger RNA, 1596 nt
Organism: Dentiscutata heterogama
Lineage: Eukaryota; Fungi; Glomeromycota; Glomeromycetes; Diversisporales; Gigasporaceae
Source: the annotation of a GenBank genome assembly
AUGGGAAUAUUUGAUAAUAUCUUAUAUCCUGACAAUGAAAAGAGAGAAAGAAGAGUAAAUGAGUUACAAGAUGAUAUUAAACUUUAUGUGUAUAAUAUCGUUGAAAAAGGAGAAAUGAUAAAUUCUCUUUUUGAAUCUUUAAAACAAAAAUUAGAUUCAAUUGGAGAUGAAUUGAGAUUUCCUGAAUUGAAAGAAGAAAUUACAAUACCGAUUUAUCAAGAAUAUAAUUUUUCAAUUUCUAAAAUUAUUAAAUAUGUGUUAGAUAUUGAAGUAUUUUCAAAAGUAACUAAUCAUGCUAAUAAAUUCAUAUUAAUGAAACGGAAGGGUGUUAGAAUUCCUUUUGAUAAUUUUGGGUUUAGUUAUUCUUGGACUCCUAAAGUUUUUGAAAGGAUACAAACGAUAUCUCUUGGUCUUGGUGGUGGUUUUGGUUUAUUUGAUUUAAUGAUAGGUGCUAUUUGGGGUGCUGAAUGUUUACAACCACGUAUUGAAUUGAAAUAUGAUGUAAUGGUUUUAGAUUUGCUUAUAUUUGAAUUUCAAGGAUUUAUAGGUGAAUUAGAAUAUAUUAAAAUUAGAAAACUGACAAGGGAAGAAUUGUAUGAAAUCUUUAAAUUAUUAGAACAAAGAUCUGUUGAGAAAGUUAAGGAAAUUAAUUAUAAUAAAGUAGAAGAAAUAUUAAAACAAAUGGAUGAACAAAGAGACUUAAUAUUAGAUAUUCAUUCUAACAUGAUGGAAGAAAAUAAGGAAAUUAUUUACGAAAAUGAUUCUGAAUAUGUUGAUACUGAAAUCAAAAAAUUUGUGUUAGAAGGAGGUUUAGAAAAUAAUCCCGAUGUGGAAACAAAGAUGGGGGUUUUCGAACCUUUAUUUUAUCCUGAUAAUCAAAACAGAUUACAAAGAGUGAACGAAUUAGCAAAUGAUAUUAGAACGUUUUCAGUUGAACUUAUUGAUAAAAAAGACAAAUUAGAUUUUGAGCUUGAAAGAUUAAAAGAAAUAUUAGAAAAAAUUGGAGAUGAUUUGGAAUUUUUUAAACUGAAAGAAGAAAUUAAAAUACCGAUUUAUAAAGAAUAUGAUUUUACAGUUCCUUUAGUUAUAAAAUAUAUUAUUGAGAGUUUGAUAGUUAUUAAAGCAAGUAAUCUGGCUUAUAAAUUUGCUUUAAUGAAAAAUUUUGAACAUAUUAGAAUUCCAUUUACUAGUUUUAAAUUUAAAUUUCGAUGGGCUCCUCAUAUUUUUGGAUUAGCAGUGGGUGGAGUUAUUGGUGUUGCUUUAGAUUUUGGAAUUGAUUUAAUUUUAGAUUCUAUUUUUGGUGCUAUGACAAGAGAUAGAUUGCAAAGUUAUAUUAAAGAUUGUCGAGAACCACAUAUUGAAUUAUAUUAUAAUAAGAUGGUUUUUGAGUUGGUUACAGAUGAAAUUAAAGCAUUGGUAAAUGGUUUGGAUUAUGUUCGAACUAGAAAUCCAACAAAGAAAGAAAUAGAAAACAUGCUUGAAGAGAUAAAAAUAAGAUGUGAUGAGAAAAUUAAGGAAAUUGAUGAUGGAAAUAAAGUGUGUGAAGCACUAGAAAAAUUAGAUAAAGGAAGAGAAUCUUGGGUAGUCGAGGGUUGA